CACACUCAGCAUUUGUCCCACUUUUUCUAGUUUUAUCUUUGCACGUGUGUGUGGCAAUGGGUUUUCUCAGUAAAGUCUCUGAGCUUGGAGAGUGGCAUCGUAGUAGUAAAAAGCUCAAAAAGAACAAGCAAUUGCAGGUAUCUGCUACUAUAUUCCCACUUCUUCGUAUAGUUUUUUGCUUCAUCGUUUGCAAGGGCGAUAGUUAGAAGGGGAGAAUCGAACACGAUGCUCGAGUACGUGAGAUACUCUAUAUGUGGUCAAUCGAUGCAUAUACUUUUUUGUCUAUUGUAUAACUAUAGUUGGAGAGGAAGAAUCGAACAUGAUGCUUGAGUCGAAGAUACUCUAAUAUGAUACGGUGGAGAUUAAAGUGAAGAUGGACUGUGAAGGGUGCGAGAGAAGAGUGAAGAAAUCCGUGCAAGGCAUGAAAGGAGUCACGGAGGUUGAGGUGGACCCCAAGCAGAGCAAGCUCACUGUGAUUGGCUAUGUGGACCCCGAUAAAGUGUUGCAUCGUGUCAGGCAUCGAACGGGGAAGAAGGCUGAGCUCUGGCCUUAUGUGCCGUACGAUGUCGUUCCGCAUCCCUACGCCCCGGAGGCAUAUGACAGGAAGGCCCCACCUGGGUACGUGCGGAACGUGCUGGAGGAUCCGGAGGCUUCGGCUCUCGCACGUGCAAGCUCCACUGAAGUGAAGUAUACGACGGCGUUUAGUGACGAGAAUCCAAAUGCGUGUGUGGUCAUGUAGUCUAAUGAUAUGCUGAAAUUCCAACUUGUAAAUUUUGUAGCACUUUUUUGAAUAGUCGCUGUAAAAGUUGCUUAAGCGUGUUUUGGAAAUGAAAAAAGUUUGCCUGAAGUGUGAAUAAAGCAGAGAGAGGGAAAAUUUUGGGUCUUGUA
This is a messenger RNA of Malus domestica (apple), 888 nucleotides long. Lineage: Eukaryota; Viridiplantae; Streptophyta; Magnoliopsida; Rosales; Rosaceae. The record is from RefSeq and is a predicted model, not a curated record.